AUACUUUAGCAUAAGUAAAAAAAACACUAUUUACAGACUGGAACAGCCAGGUAUUAAGGCUAAUUAACAAAACAUAUAGUCACAGCCACAUAAAAAUAAGCUCAAAUAUUUAAUUUGCACUAUAUUUCAUAAUAACAGGCCUAUGUAUUUUUUUUACUAAACCACUAACAUGACUCGAACAAAAGCUGAGGCUGUGGGUGUCAGUGAGGAAACCAUGAUGCAUCAACAUCAAGCGCAACCGCUAGUAAAAAAAAAAAAAAAAAAAAAAAAAAAAAACCGUUAGCGCUGAUGUCUAUCACUGAAUCAGCCACUUGUGAAUCGCAGCGCACGUUAAAAGAAAUCAUGUGCAGAUAACUUUCACUUUACUGGGUGUUAAGACACAGCAGGAAAUAUUGCAGCUUUAACCACAAAAACCUCAUCCUGCUGUCCCCCUUACCCGUCAUUAUGACGUGGUGAGGCUUUCGAGAAAGCUUGGAUGAAAAAUAAAUCAAAAUGGAAAAGCAUGGAGUUCUCAUCUAACGCCCCAUGCUUUGGAUAUCAGGUUCACCUAUGAUGCCUCCCAUUUACACCCUUCCUAAUCAGUGGGUUAAAGACUGACUACCAUGUCUGAACACUGCUCAGCCAUGAAAGUUGUCUCUGAAAUCUCAGGUAGUGAAAACAACCAAUCAGAGCCUCAGCUUAUAAAGAGACUGGAUGUAAGAAGAUCCAGCUCGGCAUCUGCUUCACUGCUGGAGAAGACACAGGAGUUCUUCCAGAUCUGUGAUAGUGAGGGAAAGGGUUACAUAACACCCACUGAUAUGAGGAAACUGGACAAGGAGUUACCACUGUCAGCAGAAGAACUGGAUGAUGUUUUUGACUCACUGGACUCAGACAAAAAUGGCUACCUCACACUAGAAGAAUUUACUUUAGGAUUAAGUGAUUUCCUGUAUUCACGUAAAAUUAGCCAGGUGGAGGAUCAGAUCACGGUUUUGUCACCAAAAGUUUCAGAAGCUCUGUAUCAGGUUGAGCCCCAAGACUGUGAGGAACAGAGACACUUUGGCAUGUUGAUGGAGAGCUUGGGUGCUAUCGAUGUUUUUGAGGAUCCUAGCGAGGUUCGAUCUUUGUGGGCUCAGCUAAAGAAAGACGAGCCUCACCUCCUGUACAACUUUGAAGAUUUCUUAGCACAAGUCACAUCCCAAAUCAGAGUGGCCCAACAAGAGAAGAAGGAGAUGGAAAAUGCCUUGAGAAAAAAAGCUGCAACACACCAUAAUGAAAUCCAGUGGUUAUAUGAGGAAAUGGAGCAACACAUUAUUUAUGAAGAAAAUCAACACACUGUCAAGGAACUGCACAGCCAGAUGAGCAAUAAAGAGCAGGAACUUGAGCAACUCUUCCUAAAACAGAAGCGGUUAGAGCAUCAGUGUCAGGAGCUGCAGACUGAGCACCAGGAGAGUCAGGUGGAGAACAUCAAACUGAAAAAGAAAAAUCAGGAUCUUUCUCAUGAGUUGCAGCACACAUGUCAUGAGCUGUCAUUAGCUCAGGAGCAACUGACUACUAUUCAGGAUCAGGCUUCGAGAUUACAGCAAGAGAAAGACAUGGAAGUUUAUAGAAUUACAGAAAGACUUCAGAGAGAGAAAGAAAACCUAAUUAAACAAUUAGACAUGCUCAGAGAUAUGAAUAAAAAUUUGAGAGAUGAACAAGACCUCAACUCUUCAAAAGACAGUAGCCUGUUGGAAAUGUCCAGCCAUAAACAAGGACAAGCCUCAGCCCUGAUGGACCAUCCUGACUUUAACCAGGCAACACAAAGUAAAGCUUUUACAGAAGAGAUUCAGCAACCCUACAGGAAGCCUUACCCUCUUGCAAAUGGUCAUGGCCCACACUCAGCCACCAAAGCUGAUGACAAGUGGAGAGUGCUCGAGCCCUUAGACAAAGGUUCAGUGGCAGUGAGUUCAAAACUAAAGGUGCUGGAUGAUCCACCAGAUGGCUGGCCAUUUCGUCGUAUCAUUUCUAUUGAGGAGGAUCACCUCCCACACCUGCUGCAGGGAGAUCCAUGUCCUUUUCUCCACCAGCUUAUUGAAGAAGAAAAAGAAGAGGAGGAAGUCAAGAUUGAUCUCCAAAUGAGCCCUAUGAAUCUUUCAAAUAUGCCUAAAAUGUCUUUGGCCAGGGGCCAGACAGUUGACAAACGGACUAUACAGAAGGCUCCAGCAGAGAGUGCUAUAUCUGACCCACAGCGCCUCUUUAAGGUAAUACUUGUGGGCAACUCAAGUGUAGGUAAAACAGCUUUCCUGCACCGCUUCUGUGAUGGACACUUUAACUCCACCACCACAGCCACUGUGGGAAUUGAUUACAGUGUGCGGAUUCUGGAUCUAUGGGACAGUAAAGUGGUACUUCAGUUAUGGGACACAGCAGGACAGGAGAGGUAUCGAAGUAUUACCAAGCAGUUUUUCCGCAAGGCUGAUGGUGUGGUGGUGAUCUAUGAUAUCACCGUAAAUAGCAGCUUUAGGGCGGUGCAGCACUGGCUAGCUAGCAUACAGGAGACAGUCGAAGACUCCACUCCCAUCAUGCUUCUGGGCAACAAAUCAGACAGGGAGAGUGAAAGAGAGGUGUCAGUUAAAGAAGCUGAAAGGCUGGCUAAGGAGACUUGUUUAUUGUUCUACGAGUGCAGCGCUUAUACAGGUCACAAUGUGCUAGAGGCCAUGGUACAACUAGCCAGGGUGCUGAAGGAACAGGAGGACAGAACCUGGGAGAAGACAGUGCGACUAGUGGAUCAAACUGUAAAGAAGAAAACCUGCUGCAACUAAAUAAACCUCACCUGCAAAGGCCAACACACAA
Molecule: messenger RNA, 2808 nt
Organism: Trichomycterus rosablanca
Lineage: Eukaryota; Metazoa; Chordata; Actinopteri; Siluriformes; Trichomycteridae
Gene: cracr2ab
Product: calcium release activated channel regulator 2Ab
Exons: 18
Coding region: 603-2777 (724 amino acids)
Biological process (GO): vesicle-mediated transport
Molecular function (GO): calcium ion binding; GTPase activity; GTP binding
Source: RefSeq, a predicted model, not a curated record